Messenger RNA from Trichoderma breve, 768 nucleotides. RefSeq lists its product as uncharacterized. Lineage: Eukaryota; Fungi; Ascomycota; Sordariomycetes; Hypocreales; Hypocreaceae. The record is from RefSeq and is a predicted model, not a curated record. The transcript has a single exon. Bases 1 to 768 code for a protein of 255 amino acids.
AUGAGUUACCUCAGCUACGUCGACUCAUUAAAACGCAGCUCCCAAAUGUCUGCCCCAACUACACAAACACCCGCAGCAGAGAUGCCAUCAUCACCAUCAUCAGCACCAAAAGUCGGCUUCAUGUCCCUCCCCCUAGAACUCCGCUUCCAAAUCUACGACCACCUCCUCUCCAUCCCGCCUCACCCAAAAUCCUCCUCCCACCACCACCUCUCCUCCUACGCCCAGCCCUCCGAGCACGUCUACCCAGCAAUCCUCCUCGCCAACCGCCAGAUCAACUGGGAGGCCACGCCCUUCCUCUAUUCGUCAAACAUGUUCGUCGCACACCCAACCCUUCUCGCAACGUUCCCUCGUCUGCGCAACUGGUAUCCUCCCAUGCGAGAGGCCAAGACGCUGGUGCCCCUUAUCCACCGCUUCCACGUCCAGGUCCGUCUGGACUUGCCCCUGCCGUACGACCGCAAGGCCGUCGCGGAAUCUUUCUCCGGGCUGGACGAGCUGUCUAUCGAUCUUGUCCAGUCCAUGUUCCUGGGCGUCGACUGCAACAACCUGGCGGUGUUUGACGCGGUGCGAGGCGUCAAGAACGUUUAUAUCAGCGGCAGCACGACUGGCUUCGAACACUACAUUGCCUGGCUGGUCAAUGCCAUGACAAGUCCCUUGGGAGCUGAAGUUGCCCCCUAUGAGCCGCAGGAAGACUCUCCCUGGGCGCACAUCUGGAGCGGACACGCAAAUCUCGUCCGCUCAUCAAUACCCCAGAUCGAGAAGCAAGAGUAA